This is a messenger RNA of Dufourea novaeangliae, 1470 nucleotides long. It is a transcript of the gene MFS9, whose product is annotated as vesicular glutamate transporter 1. Gene Ontology annotation, biological process: transmembrane transport; monoatomic anion transport. NCBI's taxonomy places the organism in Eukaryota, Metazoa, Arthropoda, Insecta, Hymenoptera, Halictidae. Bases 1 to 1470 code for a protein of 489 amino acids. Gene Ontology annotation, molecular function: transmembrane transporter activity. Gene Ontology annotation, cellular component: plasma membrane. The transcript is spliced from 9 exons. The record is from RefSeq and is a predicted model, not a curated record.
AUGGAACGAAAAAAAUCCUCGGUCGAGUCAGCCAAGGAUAUAGAGUGCAGAACUGUCAAAUACGAAGACGAGGUAUCGUCAUGGAAGUUUUGGAAGAAAAGACGAUACAUAGUCGGGAUAUUGGCGUUCCUCGGAUUCUUCACGUCGUACAUUCUUCGCGUGAAUUUGAGCGUAGCCAUUGUCGCGAUGACUGCAAAAGUCACGAAGGUCGACGCAGAAGGAAAUUUGUAUUCCGAUAGCGAGUUCGAUUGGGAUUCGAAAACGCAAGGACUGAUUCUGAGUUCAUUCUUCUACGGAUAUAUAAGCACGCAAUUACUCGGAGGAUGGCUUGGAGCUCGCGUUGGCGGGAAAAGGGUGUUCGGUAUCGGAAUCGCAGCCACAGCAUUCUUCACAAUUAUCACGCCGCCAUUGACCAGAAUAAGUGUCUACUUUUUGAUCAUAUUGAGGAUAGUCGAAGGGGUUUUCGAGGGCGUCACGUUUCCUUGUAUACACGCGAUGUGGGCGCACUGGGCACCACCGCUGGAAAGGUCGAAGCUAGCAACCCUCGCGUUCUCCGGAAGUUUUUUUGGAACUGUGUUCGCGAUGCCUGUCGCCGGUAUAAUGGCCGAACGCCUUGGCUGGUCCUCCAUUUUUUACGUGUUCGGAGCAGCGGGCCUUGUAUGGUUCUUCUUCUGGUGGAUAAUCGUGAAGGAUAAACCGGAGGACGAUCCAUAUAUCUCCGAAGCAGAACUUCGAUAUAUUAAAAGUAGCAUUGGGGAUUCAAAUAAAAAGGAAAAAAUUACUCAUCCAUGGAAAGAGAUGUUCACAUCUCCACCAGUGUGGGCGAUCAUUGCAGCUCAUUUUAGUGAAAACUGGGGUUUCUAUACUAUGCUCACUCAACUUCCAACAUUUAUGAAUGAUGUACUCAACUUCAAAUUGGAUAAGACUGGAUACUUAUCCGCCCUGCCAUAUCUAGCUAUGACUGUCGUUGUUCAAUUUUCUGGACACUUAGCGGACUACUUAAGAACGAAGAAAAUUAUGACAACUACACAGGUCCGCAAACUAUUUAACUGUGGAGCUUUUGUGUUCCAAACAAUAUUCAUGACGUGUACAGGUUUCAUCUUUACCCCCGCAGGAGUGGUUAUUUGUAUUACACUAGCAGUUGGUAUUGGUGGUUUUGCUUGGUCCGGCUUCGGAGUAAACCAUUUAGAUAUUGCUCCUAAGCAUGCAAGUGUAUUGAUGGGAAUAGGAAACACUAUUGCUACUUUACCUGGUAUUGUUAGUCCAAUCAUUACUGGCUAUAUUGUUCAAAAUCAUAGCCCAACAGAGUGGCGUAUAGUUUUCAUAAUUGCUGGUGUAGUUUAUUUAUUUGGAGCAGUUAUAUAUGGAUUAUAUGCAUCUGGUGAAAAACAAAGUUGGGCAGAUGAAGAUCAGGAAAUGAAGAAGAAACAGUCUUAUAGUAACCCUGCCAUGGAAGUGGAUAAUUUAUAA